CGGCUGCGCGCGUUCCAGGGUCGUUUCCGUUGGUGACGUCCGGCGCGUCCGCCGAGGCAGAGGCGCAGCGAGGAGCUAUGUCGGCGCCAGCCGGGAUCCCCCCGCGCCCUGCCGCAGCCCCUGGAGGGGCCAGAGCGCCCGUCGCCGCGGCCAGGGCGCCUCCCUGUCAGAACGGUCCAAUGCAGAAUCCGAUGCAGUUCCCUUUUGGAUAUGGCUUACAUCUUGAAAACUAUAGUGCUUCCUCCGGACACUACCCGCAAGUGCCCCAUGAAGCUGUCCCGUCGCAGAUGAAUAACCAGUAUGUUGCUGAUUACCACUCUGCUUGCUAUUCAGUACCAGUUCAAAGUGUCAUCACACCUUCUGUGGGUCCCAGCAUGUUGAACACCCAGCAGUUGUAUAGUGGGGCUGCUCAUCCUGUGGAGUCAGCUGGAGGACUUACCCAAGGAGCAAUAUCAUCUGCAUCCCAUUUACAUACAGGUGUUCCACAGUCAUAUUCUGCAUUGAGUAGUCACUACAGUUCUUCAACCAGCUCUUCAGUUGCAUCUCAAGGAUUUCCCCUUUCUUCUGGUCAUUAUGCCAUGCCUACCGUCUCUAGUGCUGUAUAUCCUAAUCUUUCCUAUCCUUCUAUGUCUAUUGGUAGUCCAUAUGGGCAGGUAUUUACUUCCCAGAGCCUUCCAGCUGUUGGGCAGUUUGAAGAGACUAAUGCAUUUCCUGGUCAAAGUUCAACUGUACCUCGUACACUGCCACACCAAGUUCCUGUGGGAUAUAAUUCUACAUCAUGGUCCACUUCAGAUUUUCAGUCAGCUCAAGACAACUUCAGCAGGAAUCGCACUGGAUCCCUGGCUAAAGCAAGCAACCAAAUAAAUACAGUUGGUAUUGUAGAUUCAUUGCAUCCUGUAAGCCAGAAUGUUCAGUUUACCAAGCCUGGCGUAGAAACAUCUGUUGUUUCUUCUGCUGUGACCUCUUCAAUAAGAACACCUGUCGCAGACCACUUAACUGAACCUGCUUCUGUGCCUUCCAAUACACAGCCAUCGGAACCACUGCUUCAAGAAGGCAUGCAGUAUGGUGGAUAUGUUAAUAAUCAAGCUAGCUCUGCACCAGCUCCCUUGUCAUCAAGUUCAGAUGAUGAGGAAGAGGAUGAGGAGGAUGAGGAAGCAGCUAUUGACAGCUCCUCCACCACUAGCAGUGCCUCUCCUGUUAUCAACAAUUAUGAUGCUCUUGAAGGAGGUGGCUACCCAGAAACAAAUUCUGCGACAAGUAGUCCAGCUCCUACUCCUCAGACAUCAAGGACUCCUAAGCCCUUUGGUUACGGAUACCCAACUCUUCAACCUGGAUAUCAGAAUGCAGCACCAUCUACUUCUGCUAUGCAGCCCAGUAAUCCAGGGCACCAUUCUGGGUUUCAGCAAUAUCCACAACAGUAUCCUGGUGUGAACCAAUUAUCAUCCACCUUAGGAGGAUUAAGUCUACAGCAUUCUCAGCAGCCAGAAAGCUUGAGACCAGUAAACCUUACUCAAGAUAGGAAUAUUCUUCCUGUUUCUCCAGUUCUAGCUCCUGUGCCUAAUUUGAAUUCAGACCUUAAAAAAUUAAAUUGCAGCCCAGAUUCAUUUCGAUGUACACUGACAAAUAUUCCACAGACUCAGGCUUUGUUAAACAAAGCUAAACUUCCCUUGGGUUUGCUGCUGCAUCCGUUCAGAGACCUAACGCAAUUACCUGUAAUAACAUCAAGCACCAUUGUGAGGUGCAGAUCAUGUAGGACAUAUAUCAACCCUUUUGUUGCCUUCAUUGACCAAAGGAGGUGGAAAUGCAACUUAUGCUAUCGAGUUAAUGAUGUUCCUGAAGAAUUUAUGUAUAACCCUUUGACACGAUCCUAUGGAGAGCCUCAUAAACGGCCAGAGGUCCAGAAUUCUACAGUGGAGUUCAUUGCUUCUUCAGACUACAUGCUUCGUCCUCCUCAGCCUGCAGUGUACUUGUUUGUUUUAGAUGUGUCUCAUAAUGCAGUGGAAGCUGGAUACUUGACAAUUGUGUGUCAGUCAUUGCUGGAAAACCUAGACAAGUUGCCUGGCGAUUCAAGAACAAGAAUAGGAUUCAUAACAUUUGACAGCACUGUUCAGUUCUACAAUUUGCAGGAAGGUUUAUCACAGCCUCAAAUGCUGAUUGUCUCGGAUAUUGAUGAUGUUUUCUUACCUACACCUGAUAGCUUACUUGUAAAUCUGCAUGAAAGCAAAGAGCUGAUAAAAGAUUUAUUGAAUGCACUACCAAAUAUGUUCACCAAUACAAGAGAAACACACAGCGCACUGGGUCCUGCGCUUCAGGCUGCCUUUAAAUUGAUGUCUCCAACAGGUGGCCGCAUAUCUGUGUUUCAGUCACAGUUACCAUCCUUGGGUGCAGGGCUCUUGCAUUCCAGAGAAGAUCCCAAUCAAAGAUCAAGCACAAAGGUUGUACAGCAUCUUGGCCCCGCGACAGAUUUUUACAAAAAGUUGGCACUGGACUGCUCAGGACAGCAAACAGCUGUGGAUUUGUUUCUCUUAAGUUCUCAGUAUUCUGACCUGGCUUCUCUAGCUUGUAUGUCCAAAUAUUCUGCUGGAUGCAUCUAUUAUUAUCCAUCUUUCCAUCAUAGCCACAAUCCUGCUCAAGCAGAAAAAUUGCAAAAAGACCUUAAAAGAUACCUUACAAGGAAGAUUGGAUUUGAGGCAGUCAUGAGAAUAAGAUGUACAAAAGGUCUUUCAAUACAUACUUUCCAUGGAAAUCUUUUUGUGCGAUCUACUGACUUGCUGUCACUUGCCAAUGUCAAUCCUGAUGCUGGAUUCGCAGUACAGAUGUCCAUCGAGGAAAGUCUAACAGGCACAUCUCUGGUGUGUUUUCAGACGGCUCUUUUGUAUACUUCCAGCAAAGGUGAACGGAGAAUUCGUGUGCACACACUUUGCUUGCCUGUAGUCACUUCACUGGCUGAUGUGUAUGCAGGAGCAGAUGUACAAGCAGUUGUCUGCCUCUUAGCAAACAUGGCUGUGGAUCGGUCAGUUUCAUCAAGUCUUUCAGAUGCAAGAGAUGCCUUAGUGAAUGCUGUGGUAGAUUCAUUGUCAGCAUAUAUCUCAACUGCCUCAAACCUACAGCAAUCCACACUGAUAGCACCAAAUUCCCUCAGACUGUUUCCUUUAUACGUUUUGGCUCUUCUCAAACAGAAAGCAUUUAGAACUGGCACUAGCACACGCUUGGAUGAUCGUAUAUAUGCCAUGUGCCAGAUAAAGAGUCAGCCUCUUGUUCAUCUGAUGAAAAUGAUACAUCCCAACUUGUACAGGAUAGACAGAUUGACCAGUGAGGGUACAAUACAUGUUAACGACAGGGUUGUUCCUCAACCUCCUCUUCAGAAGUUGUCUGCAGAGAAGCUGACCAGAGAGGGAGCUUUUCUUAUGGAUUGUGGAUCAAUAUUUUACAUUUGGAUUGGGAAAAGCUGUGAUAAUAGCUUCAUAAAAGAUGUGCUCGGAUACCCUAACUAUGCAUCUGUACCACAGAAACUGACACAGCUUCCAGAGUUAGAUACACUUUCUUCAGACAGAGCCCGAUCUUUUAUAUCCUGGCUUAGAGACAGUAGACCUUUAAGCCCAGUUCUUCAAGUAAUAAAAGAUGAGUCUCCUGCCAAAACAGAUUUUUUCCAGCACUUAGUUGAAGACCGGACAGAGGCAGCAUUCUCUUAUUAUGAAUUCUUACUUCAUAUUCAACAGCAGAUUUGAAUUACCAGUAGGUGCAAGCCAUAAGAUAUGUGCUUCCACCAAGAAGUGUGUGCAACCACCCUGAAGAAGCAUGAAGACCCUCUCAUCAGUAGCAUUCUAAGGUGGGGGAUAUGUUUUAUGAUGAAUAACUUAAAAAAUUAACAAAGGUUUUUGGCCAUAUUAAAUCUGCAUAUGAAGCAAGGAUCUUUGUUUUUUAAAAAAAGUGUGCCUUAGAAACAAAAAUAGAAGACAUCCAGCCUCCUAGCCAUUGAAAGUAACUGACUCCAGAAACACUGAGAUUGCUGAAAGAUAGUAUAAACUGGAUGGUUCAAGGCACUAGUAUUAAGAUGACUUCUUAAUCUGUUUGAAUUCAGACAAGAUGCAUAGUAAUGGAAGCUGUCAGGUAGCUGUUCUGGUAGUUUGGUCCAAUGGUCCAUCUAGCCCAGUAUCCUGUCUUCUGACCAUGGUUUGUGCCAGAGGGAGUGAACAGAACAGGGCAAUUUGAGUGAUCCAUCCCCUGUCCUCCUGUCCCAGCUUCUAGUAGUCAGAGGUUUAGGGACACCCAGAGCAUGGCGUUUUGUCGCUGACCAUCUUGGCUAAUAGCCUUUGAUGGGCUACCCUUCCAUGAAUUUGCCUAAUUUUUUUUAAAUCCUGUUAUACUUUUUGCCUUCACAACACUUUCUGGCGAAGAGUUCCGCAGGUUGACUGUGCAUUGUGUGAAGAAGUACUUCCUUAUGUUUUAAACUUGCUGCCUAUUAAUUUCAUUGGGUGACCCCUGCUUCAUGUGCUAUGUGAAGGGGUAAAUAAUACUUACUUUUGCCACACUAGUCAUGAUUUAUAGACCUUUAUCACAUCCCCCAUCAGCCAUCUCUUUUCCAAGCUGAGCAGUCCAAGUCUUUUUAAUCUCUCCUAGGAUGGGAGCUGUUCCAUAUCCCUAAUCAUUUUUGUUGCCCUUCUCUGUGCUUUUUCCAAUUCUAAUAUAUCUUUUUUGAGAUGGGCAAGGUGGGUGAGAUAAUAUCUUCUAUUUGAACCAACUUCUGUUGGGGAGAGAGACAAGCUUUUGAGCUACACAGAGCUCUUCAAGUCUGGGAAAGGUACUCCCAGCAUCACAGCAAAAUGGAAAGUCGAACAGAUUGUUGCAAUAAGCUAUAAAUCCAGUGUUUCUGUUCGAUCCAGCAUUUGUAGUGGCUAGCGGAGUAAUGAUUUUAAGCUCCCAGGCUCGUCUUUAGAAAGUGUUGUGCAGGUUUCCUUUAAGAAUGAGGAUGGAUAGGUCAGCUAUAGGUAAGGUGUCCAGAAAUGCAUACAGAAUUCAAGAUGUGGGCAUACAAUAGAUUUAUAUAGUGGCAUGAUAUUUUCUGUUUUACUCUAACUCUUUCGUAAAGGUUCCUAACAUUGUUAGCUUUUUUUGACUGCUGCUGCACAUUGAGUGAGUGUUUUUUAGAGAACUAUCCACGGUGGCUCCAAGAUUUUUCUUGAGUGCUGGCAGCUAAUUUAGUCCCCCUUCAUAUUGUAUGUAUAGUUGGGAUUGUUUUCCAAUGUGCAUUACUUUGCAUUUAUCAACAUUGAAUUUCAUCUGCCAUUUUGUUGCCCAGUCACCCAGUUUUGUGAGAUCCCUUUGUGACUCUUCACAGUCUGCUUUGAACUUAACUAUCUUGUGUAAUUUUGUAUCAUCUGCAUGUUUUGCCACCUCACUGUUUACUCCUUUUUCGUGAUCAUUUAUGAAUGUGUUGAACAGUCCUGGUCCCAGUACAGGUCCUGCGGGCAGCCCGCUAUUUACCUUUCUCCAUUGUGAAAACUAACCGUUUAUUCCUAUCUUGCCCCAGGAGCUCGCAGCCUCGCCGCCCAGAGCAUUGCGCCAGCGGCACAGUGAACUGACGCUGCAGGGAAGGGGCUAGUCUCCCAGGCCAGGAGCUCAGGGGCCGGGCAGGAGGGUUCUGUGGGCCAUAGUUUGGCCACCUCUGCCCUACAUGUUGUGGCUGAAACCCAGUUAAAAUAGGGCCUCUGUCUGAAUGGAGACAUUCUUUGGGGUACUAAGGUACUGCAAAGAGAUUAAUUCAAAUUGUGAGGUUGCUGCAUUCAGAAGACUGUCAAGAAUAUAGUUCUGCCAAAUCAUUUAGGGUUGGAGUUUAAAUUUUAGGAUGAAAGUGACCUGUCUUUCAGCUGCAAAGCAGUACAGAGAUACAAAUACUUCUAUGUAGUGGACUGUGUAUUUUGUCUUUCGAGAGGAUUUUAAGUAUUUUAUUACAAGAUUGUUCCUCAGACGUUCUUGUCAACUGCUGGAAGUGGCCCACCUUGAUUAUCACUACAAAAGGUUCUAUUCCCCCCCACUCCCCCCCCCCCCCCCCGCUCUCCUUAAGUGAUCAUUCUGGUUACAGUGUGUAUGGUAACACCCAUUGUUUCAUGUUCUCUGUGUAUAUAAAUCUCCCCACUGUAUUUUCCACUGAAUACAUCCGAUGAAGUGAGCUGUAGCUCACGAAAGCUUAUGCUCAAAUAAAUUUGUUAGUCUCUAAGGUG
This is a messenger RNA of Chelonia mydas (Green sea turtle), 6221 nucleotides long. RefSeq names its product SEC24 homolog B, COPII coat complex component (gene SEC24B). Bases 78 to 3728 code for a protein of 1216 amino acids. Gene Ontology annotation, molecular function: SNARE binding; zinc ion binding. Gene Ontology annotation, biological process: COPII-coated vesicle cargo loading; intracellular protein transport; endoplasmic reticulum to Golgi vesicle-mediated transport. Gene Ontology annotation, cellular component: COPII vesicle coat; endoplasmic reticulum exit site. NCBI's taxonomy places the organism in Eukaryota, Metazoa, Chordata, Testudines, Cheloniidae. The transcript is spliced from 25 exons. The record is from RefSeq and is a predicted model, not a curated record.